GCUUCCUGCGAUCGGCGCAUCAGAGAAAAGCAGCCGCCGGCCCCCGAGAAGUUGCACGAGCGCCGCUUCGAGGUUCUCAGCCACCCGCACCUGGGCCUCAACUUGAAGCUUCACCAGGUCUAUGAGGAGGCGGACCUCAGGCGGCGCUGCGGCGACGACCAGGCGAAGAUCAAACGCCUGGAGACGGCGCUGAAGAAGCCUGCCCUGUUCCAGGAAGUCGAGGUCGACGCCAGUCAUCCUCGGACCCCUCCUCGCGAUCGCCAGGUCCCCGAUGUCUUCGAGGUCGGGUACACGCCUCCACCAACGACGCCUCCCCGCGGCCGCGUCCUGGGUCGCUUGCAGACCUGGAAAGGUCCGAGCAUGGAGGAGCUGAAAACAAUGCCUCCCUCGUCGCGACUCCACUGGAUGGAAAGGUUAGCAGCCUCGUCCGACGUGCAUGAGGACCUUCUCCGCAUCGGCGUCCUGGAGACGCUGAUCCUGCCAUACCUUGAGGAGUCCAAACGGGAGGCCAACUUAGAGUUGGCUGUGGUGGCACUCGGACUCCUGGUGGAGCUGCCGCUGUCAGAAAUCCACUUUCAACAGGGCCUGUGGCCACUGCUUGGGGCGCUCCGAGAACGGCUGCCGGCUGUGCAGGUCUUCAUCCGACAGCUCUGCACGCGACUGCGGAGUCGCGGGAUGAGCUUCGACGGACGUAUCGCUGCACAAAGUCCGGAAAAGUCCUUCCCUGCCUGCGUCUCCUUCCAAGGUUCUCUCCGACGAGGAGAUACAUUUCCCAAGAGCACGCAGUCGAUCCCCAUCAACCAGCCGACCGGGCAUUCUGCUGAAACGAGUUCCGGGGAAAGGAUGACUUCAGGGGCCUAA
Symbiodinium sp. CCMP2456 is the source of this 861-nucleotide messenger RNA. The record is from the annotation of a GenBank genome assembly. NCBI's taxonomy places the organism in Eukaryota, Dinophyceae, Suessiales, Symbiodiniaceae.